Messenger RNA from Esox lucius (northern pike), 1903 nucleotides. RefSeq names its product ankyrin repeat and death domain containing 1B (gene ankdd1b). NCBI's taxonomy places the organism in Eukaryota, Metazoa, Chordata, Actinopteri, Esociformes, Esocidae. Bases 150 to 1874 code for a protein of 574 amino acids. The transcript has 15 exons. Gene Ontology annotation, biological process: signal transduction. Gene Ontology annotation, molecular function: protein binding. The record is from RefSeq and is a predicted model, not a curated record.
UGUGGUGUGGGGUAUGCUAUGCACUUUGUCAAAGGAAACGUUACUAGAAUGUUGUUUGUCGCAGCGUGGAAACUUCUCUAAAGCUUCCUCAGUAUCUGUUCCGAAUUGGUUUACUUCCAGAUCCAACUGCAUUUGUUGGAUAAGGCUACAUGGUUGUUUGGUCAGACAAGGAUAAAAGAAAGAAGCAGACAGACAGGGAGACUUACCAGAUAUUGGACAUGGAGAGGUCUCUGAUGGAGAGGAUGGGGGCACAGCUGAAGGAGUUGAACCCUAAUACACUAAAAAACAGAAAAGCUGUUAAGGGAUUCACAGACUUUCUAAAAAACAAAGAGACGGAGGAGACAGACAGGAACGAUAUUAACAGCUACAAUAGCAAAGAGAUGUUGUUAGAGAUUGAGAAGGAGUACAUUGAAGCAGCAAAGAGAAAUGAUGUACAGACUAUGAACCUUCUGGGGAGGGCAGUCAAUGUCAACGCAAAGAACUUGCAUGAUCGGACUGCCCUGCACUACGCAGUCGCUGGAAAACACAUAGAGGCCGUCCAAAUCCUUCUAAAGCGCAGAGCAAAUCUCAAUCAGAAGGACAAGCAUGGAGUGACAUCCAUACACCUGGCGGCCUGGUUUGGGAGUCUACCCAUCCUGAAGUUGCUUGUGCUGGGAGGUGCUGAUCCAAAUGUUGAAAAUGCGCUGGGAAUGAACAUCAUGCACUGUGCUGCCAUCAACAACCACACUGACAUAGUCACAUACAUUAUCAACGACCUGAUCAUGAAACAGCUGGACAAAGAGGACCUGUCUGGACACAGGCCGUUCACUCUGGCAGCUGAGCAUGGUGCUUUGGAGAUGCUGCAGAUGUUAAUGGAGGAGGUGUACAAUAUGGCCACCAUGGAGGAGGACCAGAAUGGGAACACACCUCUACAUUUGGCUGCCAGCAAUGGCCAUUUGGAUGUGGUCCAGCUACUGCUGAAUCAUUUCGAUACUCGUGAUGAAGUCAAUACGGCUGGGGAGACAGCUCUGUACCUGGCUACAGAAGCUGCCCAUGAGGACUGUGUCCAGGCUCUGCUGGAGGGAGGCUGCAACCCGAACAUCGUCACCAUGAACCAAAGCAAUCCUCUACACCCUGCCUCAGAGAUGGGCCACACGUCAUUGGUGAGGCUCCUCAUAGAGAAUUCAACGCAGAUGGACUUACAAAACCAGCACCACCAGGCACCUCUCUAUCUGGCAGUGAAGAACUGUCACAUCCCUGUCAUCCACACACUGCUGGAGGCCGGCUGCAACAUCAACAUCACUGAUCACAGGUCCCAGACUGUUCUUCAUGUAGUGGCAGAGAUGGCCAGAGUUGACAUUGUGGAGAUGCUUCUGAAAGCUGGGAUUGACCUGACUGUCCAGGACAAGCAGGGUAAGACGGCGUUGGCUGUGGCGGCCCGUGCAGGCGAAGUCAUCAUCGUGGACAUGAUCAUCAAGGCAGAGAGAUAUUUCACAUGGAAGACGGCCAACACAGAGUUUAAUGAGAACCUUCACAGCCAGUCUCCACUGAAGUUUAAAUUGGACCACCGCUCAGAAAGCAAACAGAUCCGCGCCACAGCCUGGCAUCUGGCCUACCGUCUCCUGAAGCCCAGAGACUGGAAGAGUCUGGCGACGCACUGGCACUUCACUGAGCAGCAGGUGGCAGCCAUUGAGGAGCAGUGGACAGGGCAGCAGAGCUACCAGGACCAUGGGAACAGAAUGCUUUUAAUCUGGCUCCAUGGGGUGGAGCUGGCCCAGAGAAGUCCUGCGAAAGAGCUGUACGAGGGCCUGCUGGCCAUAGACAAAAAGACUGUAGCAGAUAAAAUACGAAUUCACAAAGACGAAGGAGACAUAAAGAAAUGCAUCCUUUCAUAGUGGGGAGAAAGUGACACGGACGUGCCUAC